This is a messenger RNA of Leucoraja erinaceus (little skate), 3845 nucleotides long. RefSeq names its product dual specificity tyrosine-phosphorylation-regulated kinase 2-like. The record is from RefSeq and is a predicted model, not a curated record. Lineage: Eukaryota; Metazoa; Chordata; Chondrichthyes; Rajiformes; Rajidae. Gene Ontology annotation, cellular component: nucleus. Gene Ontology annotation, biological process: peptidyl-serine phosphorylation; peptidyl-threonine phosphorylation. Gene Ontology annotation, molecular function: protein serine/threonine kinase activity; protein serine/threonine/tyrosine kinase activity; ATP binding.
CCCCUCCCCCCCCACCGCCGGGCCUCCAUCUUCCCCCCUCCAUCUCCAUCCCGGGCCUCGGGCCUCGGCCACGGACUCUCCCCGCUCACACCCAUGGGCGUUGAGGGCGGGCGCACCGAGCGGCGGCGGCGGCCGGGCGAUGGGCGGCGGCCCGAGGCGGCGGACAGAUCCCCGGCGGCGAUGCUGAGCGGGAGGGCGGCGGCGGCGGCGGCGCGGCGGCGGCGGCCCCCGGGCCGAUUUGGGGAUGAUUUGUAUGACUCUUGCAUGCGUGUAGACCAGGCUGAAAUCAAAACAUCUAGCACAGGAAAGGGAAGCCCUGUGAGAUUACCAUCUCUUCAUAGCUUAACGAUCGGCCAGAGCACGAUGAGAGACCACCUGUCAGCUAGCUGUCGCACUCAGGUCAAGGUGCAACACCUGUUUGAAGAUGCUGGAAAUCGGCGAAGCAAUGCGACGCUGCACCCGCCCGAGUCCCGCACCUGCAGACCCGUGCUACCAUCGCUGAAAGACAAGUGCCUGGAUGGUUCAGUCCUGUCCAGAUCAGAUGGCAUUUUGCUGAAGACAAAAUCGGCAAUCACAUCGACGCAGGCCAUGAAGCAGCACAUGCACAAGCUGAGCUCCUACGAACAUCAGGAGAUCUUCACCUACCCGGAGAUUUACUUCUUGGGCUUAAAUGCAAAAAAACGGCAAGGUGUCCUGGGCGGCUCCAACAACUGCGGCUACGAUGACGACCACGCGGCCCUUGUCCUCCUCUCUCACGACCACAUCGCGUACAGGUACGAAAUCCUGAAGGUCCUGGGGAAGGGAAGCUUUGGGCAGGUGGCCAAGGUGUACGACCACAAAACCCGGCAGCACAUGGCUCUGAAGGUGGUGCGGAACGAGAAACGGUUCCACCGGCAGGCGGCCGAGGAGAUCCGCAUCCUGGAGCACCUGAACAAGCAAGACAAGAACCAGCAGAUGAACAUUGUCCACAUGUUUGAGAAUUUUGUUUUCCGCAACCACGCCUGCAUGACCUUCGAGCUGCUCAGCAUCAACCUGUACGAACUGAUCAAACGCAACAAGUUUCAGGGCUUCAGCCUCCAGCUGGUCCGCAAGUUUGCCCAUUCCAUCCUCCAGUGCCUGGACGCUCUGCACAAGAACCGCAUCAUUCACUGCGACUUGAAGCCGGAGAACAUCUUACUGAAGCAGCAGGGUCGCAGUGGCAUCAAAGUGAUUGACUUUGGCUCCAGUUGCUACGAGCACCAGCGCGUCUUCACCUACAUCCAGUCGCGGUUUUACCGCUCGCCCGAGGUCAUCCUGGGCUCGCGUUACGGCAUGGCCAUCGACAUGUGGAGUUUUGGUUGCAUCCUGGCCGAGCUGUUGACCGGGUACCCUCUCUUCCCGGGAGAGGACGAGGGAGACCAGCUGGCCUGCAUCCAGGAACUCUUAGGGUUGCCUAAUCAGAAAAUGAUGGACCAGUACAAACGAGCCAAGAACUUUUUCAACUCCAAGAACCAGCCCCGCUACUGCACCAUCACCACGCUUGCCGACAACACGGUGGUCCUGAACGGCGGGCGUUCCAGGAGAGGCAAGAUGAGAGGACCGCCCGGCAGCAAAGCCUGGGCCGUGGCCAUGAAGGGCUGCGACGAUGCCCAGUUCAACAACUUCCUCAAGAGGUGUUUGGAGUGGGACCCCUCCUGCCGCCUAACACCUUCACAGGCACUCAGGCACCCGUGGCUCACUAGACGUUUGCCCAAAUCAUCGGCUGUGGAGAAGCCCCCCCCGCUGGUCAAGAGUACGCCAGAUAGCAAUAGCUCCUUGCCUGGAAUUGUCUCCAAGUUGCCCUCCACCAUUGGCACCUCUGGCAAACUAAGGACCAAUUUGGUACAAGUGGCUGAUUCAAAUGGAAAUAGUUUACCUCUACGCACUGUGCUUCCAAAGUUAGUUAGCUAAUGCUAUGGUGUGCUGCAAAUUAAACCCAAGAACAUGUGUCAAUUGAAAACGUUUCUUUAUGUAGGUCUUUUUCCUGGCAAAAAUACUUAGCAGAUAUUUCAUUGUGUAUUUCAAACUUGAAAGAAAGUCAUUUCCAAGUUGCAUUAAAGUACAUCAAAUUUAUUCUUUAUCCAUUUGACCCUCACAAGAUUAUUGUAGUUUUUGAUAUUACAAAUAUGAUACCCCUAGUACCACAGAGAGCAUAUGAAGUACAUUUCUGUUUCCUAAAUCCUUGCUUGUUCUUCAGUUUUGAAUGUCCAAGCAGGUUUGACUUUGUAUACCAGACCCCCCCACCCACCCCUCCCCCUCAAGAUUGCUAUCAAACUGUCCUCACUUUGCUGUUCCAAUUAGAGAAGAACUAUGGUCCUUUCAACAGUAAAGUUCUGAGUUUGAUAAUGCAACAGAUGAAUAAAUCACACACACGCUCCUGUGCUCAUACCUAAACCUGCCUUUGGCCAAAGUGUAAGCUUGAUGUGCUGCUGCUGCUGCUGCUGCCGAUGUCUUGUCCAUUCACUAAUUGGCCAUUAAAACAUUUGUGUGCUGGUAAUUAAUACGGAGUUCCCGUGCACACUCGUCAUGUACUGUUCAGAAUGUCACGGAAACAAUAUGCAAUUCACUUGUGGAGUGACGCCAGCAGUCGCCUCUAUGUCACUGCUGACUGGUAAAAUGGGAAGAUUAUGGUCAGCACCUAGUCGAGAGUGAGUCUCGAACUCACGACCAGAAGAAAUGUGAUCAACCUUUUGAAGGAAGCCAGCUUGUGUUGGGUGAGUGUGAUUGAAACACAUGCUGCUCGGAUCUAUCAAGCUUGGUUUGCUGAAUGUCUUGCAUCUCAUUCAACGCCAUGCUCUUUAGAUUCAACUCCAUGCUCUUUAGAUUUCUCGAAAAAUACAUUUUGGGGACCCGAAAAAAGUUUGGAAAGUUGAACAAUUUUAAAAUUGAGUUAGUUAGACCAGUCAAAUUCUAACAUUCUUUUUCUGUGAAGGAAACCAACUGUGUAAGGUGCCCGCUGAACGCACAGAGGUUUAUCAUGUACGUUUCUACAACAAGCAGUUCUCACUUUAACUGUCUGGAUAUGUAUGUGUCAUUGAUGUUGCCCUGACUAUUAAUGGCAAUUGAUAAGUCGUUAAGCCGGAUCAAUAGUGUGCAGAUAGAGCUCACAAUGUCGUCAUUAUUUCAGGCAAUAGCAUUUUAUUGCCAGCUAUCCGUGUAAUGUAACUGGUAGAAUCAACAAGUCAGAAUCUGCAGGGCUGUAAAGAUAUUGAGACCGACUGGUAUAUUAAUAUCAUCAAGGUGUCAAAGUGCAAUAAUGCCAAGUAAAAAAAAAUGUUGACCUUUGAGAAAUGGAAACACAGAACUCUAGCCUUAUUUAAAAAAAAUAGUAAUCACUUUUUGUGUGUUUAUAUGUGUGCAUGCAAGUCCCACACAAUGGUGGGGGUACAUUGAAUAUGCCAGCCUUUCACCAGCUCUGGGUAGGUUGGGCUGUUUCAGACUUCACUGUCCGGCUCUCUGAAUGCAAGUGCACUGUGCAGAGACUCGAUGGGAUGAGUCCAUCCCGCACCCAACUCCCUAAAGCCAGAUUACAUUCCCCGACUGGCAUUCCUCUCACCCCCUUCAUCCUCCCAUUAAAUGGAUUUUAAAAUAUUACAAAACAUAAUUUAUAUUGUUUGAUAGAACUUUUGAUAUCCAGUUUUGAAUAUACUUGGUCCUGUUUGAACACAGCAAUACUUGGGAAGUUUAAUGUUACCAUGUGAUGGACAAUUUUCUCUUUUGUUAUCGUGUAAUCCAUGGUUGAAAUGUUGCAUCAGUAAUGGUGACUCUCGAGUGUUAAAAUGCAGACUGCUAACUACUUUUUAAUAAAGUGAGGAAAGACCUUGAAA